AUGAAAAUACUUGGCAUCACAUUUAACAAAAAACUCACCUGGGCACAACAUGUAAAAAAUCUUAAAAAUAGUUGCCUCAAAAGAACCAAUAUGUUGAAAAGCCUGGCAUGUAAGAGCUGGGGAGCCGAUAGAGACGCCCAAAUAACCACAUAUAAAGCAUUAGUGAGAUCGAAAAAAGACUAUGGAUCCACGAUAUACGGCUCAGCAAAUAAAAGUAUCCUAAACAUAUUAAACCCCAUCCAAUCCUCUUGCCUACGAAUUAUCUCGGGUGCCUUUAGAACCACUCCUACAUCCAGCCUACAAAGCGAGCUAAACGAGCCCCCAUUGCAUAUUAGACGCAAACUGCUGGAUGUAACAUACGCUCUCACAGUCUUAUCCACCCCAAAUAACCCCACCAGCAAAUAUGUUUUACCAAAGAACCGCUCAAACAACACCAAUAAGAAGAAACACUGCCCCAAGCCCAUAUCAUCAAGAAUACAGAAGACUCUACACGAACUAAACAUGACCCUCCCAAAUGUCGAAAACCGCAACCCGUUCCCCUACCCCCCUUGGAUUUCCAUUAACACACCCACUCUAUCACUCUUCGAAAAAUACAAGAAAAAAGACACUAAUAGCGAAACACUCAACACCAUACUCCACGACUAUAUUAACCAAAACAACUCUAUUCCCGUCUAUACGGACGGAGCCAAAACAAAUACCUCUUGUGGCUGUGCAUUUGUUACAGAAAACAAUGUUUUCACCAAAAGACUACCGAGCAGUUUCUCCCCGUUAUCCUGUGAAACCCAAGCAAUACUACAUGCCUUAACCUACAUCCUUGAAUCAGAUAAAGACAGAUUUACCAUAUUCACUGACUCCGAAGCCGCGAUCGAAAAUAUCAGCAAAUGGUCACAAUAUUACACCAUCCAAUCUAUACAAAAAAUGAUCGUAGAAAUACAAAACAAGGAGAAGUAUUUUAAACUAAUAUGGAUCCCCAGCCAUUCCGGCCUUGUUCGAAAUGAAGCUGCCGAUAAAGCCGCUAAGGAAGCUUGCAAAAUACCGUACUGGGACGACAGAUGUAAAAUCAAUCUACCAGAUGUAAAAACUUUAGUUAAAAAAUUAAUCAUGAAUUUAUGGAACACCAACUGGAACACCGGCACCCCAACGAAACUACACAAGAUAAAAUCGAAUGUUCACGAAAUACCAAAAUACCCUCCGAUGUCUAGAAAAGAACAAGUUGCAAUCACCCGCAUUCGCACAGGCCACUCAAGAUAUACACACGAUUUUCUCAUAAGAAAAGACAACCCACCCGAAUGCAACCUAUGCAACACACAAAUAACCAUCCAGCACAUUAUACUCGAAUGCCCAAAGUUCUCCCCGGAAAGAAACCGAUACUCCAUUAAGAGUGACUUGAAGACAAACCUAAAUGAAGCAAAUAACAUCGGAAACGUCCUUCUCUUCUUCAAAGACAUCAAUCUACUCGACGAGUUGUAG
Messenger RNA from Dufourea novaeangliae, 1470 nucleotides. RefSeq lists its product as uncharacterized. Gene Ontology annotation, molecular function: RNA-DNA hybrid ribonuclease activity; nucleic acid binding. The transcript has a single exon. NCBI's taxonomy places the organism in Eukaryota, Metazoa, Arthropoda, Insecta, Hymenoptera, Halictidae. The coding region runs from base 1 to 1470 and encodes 489 amino acids. Gene Ontology annotation, biological process: DNA replication, removal of RNA primer. The record is from RefSeq and is a predicted model, not a curated record.